Molecule: messenger RNA, 2947 nt
Organism: Labrus mixtus (cuckoo wrasse)
Lineage: Eukaryota; Metazoa; Chordata; Actinopteri; Labriformes; Labridae
Gene: xkrx
Product: XK related X-linked
Exons: 3
Coding region: 567-2051 (494 amino acids)
Cellular component (GO): membrane
Source: RefSeq, a predicted model, not a curated record
CGUCGGAAUGACUGAAAACACGAUCAACAAGCAAGCACAGAAGUAUGCCGACAGAGAGAAACCCGGACCUCCUACAGCCUGCAGUCAGACUCCACAGGGUUACGCUUUCGACGACGAACAAGAGUUGUUUUUUUUCAGUCUUAAACUACAGAUAACAUCAGAGUUUGGACAGUGGUUGUUGUCUGAGUUUAUGUCUUGACGGGAUGGCAUGACGGGGCUGAACUUUCCCGAUCCUCUCGCACACUGACGGUGCAGAAACGGCGCUGGUAUCACUGCGGAUAGUGAGGUGGUUACCACUGGAUAAACAGGGUGGUAACGCCACGUACGGCCGGGACGAUACAAAAGACAACUAAACGAAAGCUUUAAUGAGUAACCGAGUGGAUACUGAGUUGUAAAGUGAAACGCAAUGUGAAGCCAUGGAUGAUCGACUCAGUGGAAAGUUGGGAGAGAAGACGAAAUCUUCGCAAAAUUGAUGCUUUUUUGAGCACGAUACGACAGGGGGAGCUCGGUUCAGCGUCCUGUGACGUUUCUCGCAGCGUGGCACACAAAUCAAACUUGAUACAACAAUGUGCGAAGUGGCCAUGGAGGAGCAGGAGAGGGAGAUCUCCGACAUAGCCCCGCAGGAGUGCCCCUCUGCGGCGGAGAACGGGGGGGUCAUGCUGGUGGUGAAUCACAGCCACGUCCAUGCCCCCCUCAGCGUGGUGCUGGCCACCCUGCUGUACUGCGCAGAGUUCAUCACGGCCGCCGUGCUGUGCAGCAUGUACCAUAAAACCAACGACGGCGUGUGGAUGGCCUUCACCAUCACCUUCAUGCUGGUGCCCGCCGUGCUCAUCCAGCUGGCGCUCACCUUCAUUCACAGGGACUUGGGCACGGACCGGCCUCUGGUGCUCUUCCUGCACCUGCUGCUGCUCGGCCCCGUCAUCAGGUGUUUCGAGGCCCUGGUGGUCUAUUUCAAGGCCGGGCACAAGGAGGAGCCUUACGUCACCAUCUCCAGGAAGAUCCAGCUGAAGAAGGGACAGGGGUUGCCUAUGGAGUUGGAAAUUGGCCAGUCGGAGAGGACCCUGGCCACACACAGGAACGCCUUCAAGCGUACGGCGGUCAUCCAGGCUUUCCUGGGCUCCACGCCUCAACUGACGCUGCAGCUGUACGCCACCAUCCAGGAGAAAUACUUCCUCCCUGCAAGAUUGGCCCUGAUGAUCAUCACCCUGAUCUCCAUCAUAUACGGGGCGCUUGUGUGCAGCGUUCUGGCCAUCCAGAUCAGAUACGAUGAAUACAAGGUGCGCCUGCGCCCUGCGGCGUACCUGUGCAUGAUCGCGUGGAGGGGUCUGGAGAUCGCCACGCGCAUCACGGCUCUCGUCCUCUUCAGCACGGCGCUCGCGGAGUGGGUGAUCCUCGUCGGCUUGGUCAACCUGCUCUUCUUCUUCUUCCACCCGUGGGCCGAGUUCUGGGCCAGAAAGGGUUCGCUGGCGGAGGAUGUUGAGAAGAACUUCUCCAAGCUGGGCACGACGGUGGUGCUGUGCAUGUUCACGCUGCUCUACGCGUGCAUCAACGUCUUCUGCUGGUCGGCCGUGCAGCUCGACCUCACGCACAAGGAGCUCAUCGAAAGGGAGCAGCACUGGGGCCGCCUCGCUCUCUAUUACUGCGGCCGCUUUGUGGAGAACUUCCUCCUCAUCCUGCUGUGGUACUUAUUCAAAUCAGACUUCUACGAGUAUGUGUGCGCGCCGCUGCUGGUGGUGCAGCUGCUGAUCGGCUACAGCCUGGCCGUGAUCUUCAUGCUGCUCUUCUACCAGUUCUGCCACCCCUGCAGACGCCUCUUCAAGUACAACGUCCACGACUGCCUGCACUGCGUCUGCUGCCACAAAGGGAGGGAGGGGGCUGGCGGGAGACAGCGGAAGCCCCAGCCCACAUACUCGACCGCAGGCACCAUGGUGCUGGUGCCGGAGGAGCCGCUGGAGCUGCUGGACCCCAGAAACUCCGAACCCCCAGACCUCACCAGUCAGCUGGGAGAGCGGGAGACUGCUAUUAUUGACGACAUAAUGGAAGCAGCGUGAAGAUGGCUUAACGGAGAAUAAAACGAACUAAAUGCUCUGAUGUAAAAAUGCAUCGAAGCUGGUGCAACACUGAACGAUUCUUUAAACACACGAACCACGGGGUCCUUGUUGUUUCAGAGAUAGCAAAAUGAUGAAUUAGAAAACCCAAGAUUUGCAUUUUUCUCCUGAGUGCGCAGAACUUUACACAUUUUUGGCUCUGAACUGGAUUUAGGUCCUUACUGAUGUCUUUAUGGAGCAUGAUAACCCACAGUCAGGGCACCACGGGGCCCCAGAAUGCUAAAAGAAUGUAGCAUGCUGAGAUAUGCAGCCAUGCACAAAGACCAGCUUAAGAGAGAGCAGCAGUGGGGUCAUGCUCAGGAGGACUGAGCCAGGUGUGCAGGGAGACGUGCCAAGUGUGUCCGAAGAGUCUUGAAAGACUGAGCAGGACUCCCCCAGUAUUCCUCCUCUCAGGGUUUAUCCCCCCCCCCCCCCCCCCCCCCCUUUGCACAUGCUUGCAUCAGCGCUAAACAGACUCCUUUUUAAACAAAGCAGGAAGGGGAGAAAAGGUCAGAAGAAGAAUUGAUCUUCCUCAUACCCUGACUGCUGUGAUGAAUGCCUUGUGUUGUUCGCUGUCCAGCCUGACUGCCUUGAUUUUUUUUUUUUUUUUUUUUUUUUUAAAAGAAGGUCCUGGUUCAGACUAUCAGGUGUUUGUCUUUCAUAGUUAACCUUAAAGUUGAUGAUGCAUCGACCAAACUGCCACUGAAUGAACUGUAUCAAAGUGCUCUCACAGGUUUUAAUGUGUUGUCUCGUUUGUUUGUGUGCCUUGACUACUGCUGUUUACUUGAAAGAUACAUAAAAGCAUUGAAUGUCCUCAUGUUAUUUAGUUUACCUUUUUCAUGAAUAAAAAUAAAACAUGA